Molecule: messenger RNA, 2796 nt
Organism: Erigeron canadensis
Lineage: Eukaryota; Viridiplantae; Streptophyta; Magnoliopsida; Asterales; Asteraceae
Product: nuclear intron maturase 3, mitochondrial
Exons: 3
Coding region: 33-2351 (772 amino acids)
Biological process (GO): mRNA processing
Source: RefSeq, a predicted model, not a curated record
AAAACCCCCAACACAAAACCCUACUUCAAUCAAUGCUUAUUCUUUUCCGGCGAACCACCACCACCACCUCAUAUUUCCGGCUGGCAAGACCCAUUUCGACAGCACUCUCAACCACCAUCUCACCACCACAAACCACCACAUCACAACCCUUAACAAAACCCCAAUUCAAAACCCUAGUCUUAUCUCAAUACCACCAUAACAAAUUCAUAAAUCUUCUUCAAAAUGUCAUCUCUUCGCCGGCUGUCCUCCUCACCGCCGUCCACAACCUCACCAUUUCUCCGGCGCCACCACUUUCUGUUGAUUCACUACAUACCCAUUUCUUUUCAGUCACUAAAAUGGCCCAAGAACUCACCGAAAACCGGUUCGAUAUCGAAUCUUGCUUGCUUCCGGUGGAAAAUAACAAUAAUAAAGGUAAACCCUUUUCUCAAUUUUCUCAGUUUGAUUCAUUUUCACUUGUUUUGCCUAAUUUGAAGUUGAAAGUUUUGAUUGAAUCAAUUAGGAUGGUGUUAGAAGUAAUAUAUGAUGAUCGUUUCGCGACGUUUAGUUACGGUGGGCGGGUCGGUAUGGGUAGACAUACCGCUAUUCGGUAUUUAAAGAGCAAUGUAGAGAACCCCUCCUGGUGGUUUAGUGUAAAGUUUGAAAAAGAUAGGAUCUUUGGAUUAGAGAAUGUGAAUAAGUUGUGUUCAGUUAUUAGUGAAAAGAUUAAAGAUGAGAAAUUUAUUGGUUUGGUUAGGAAAUUGGUUGAAUCAGAAGUCGCCCGGAUUGAAUUGGGUGGAUGUUGUUUAGGGAAAGGGCUGCCUCAAGAAUGUGGGUUGAAUUCGAUAUUGAUUAACGUUUACUUGAACGUGUUUGAUCAAAAGUUGCAAGAGUUACGGCUUAUGAUUAAUAAGGAAAAUGUGAAAAGUAGGCUAGAUGAGGGGAACGGUGAUGAUGGUGAUCGUGUUUUUUAUAAACCAUUGAAGGUGUAUGCUGUUAGGUACUUGGAUGAGAUACUUGUGAUUACAUCAGGGUCGAAGGGUUUGACUGUAAAGUUGAAGAAUUUAGUUGUACAGUUUCUUGAAAAGAAUUUGGUGUUGGCGGUUGAUAAAGAGAAAACCGUUGUACAUAGUGCGGUUUCUGAGGAAGUUCAUUUUUUGGGUAUGGAUAUUCGGGCAGUAACACCGUCUGUUUUGCAUCCUCCAAUGUCUGAGAAGGCGAUUAGGGCGAGAAAGAAGUACUUGAGACAGAAAGAAGUAAGGCUUCAAGAACUUAAAAAUAGGAGGGAGACGAACAGGAAGAAACUUGCUAUGAAAAUCUUUAGUCAUGUUCAUAAGAAGUUGAAGACAAGCAACGGGUUCAAGUUUGAUUUCCAAAUUGAAAAUGAGGUGAGGGAGAUUUUUAAAACUUGGGGCCGUGAAGUGGUUGAUGAGUUUUUGGAGUCGAUAGAGGAGCGUGCCGCCUGGUAUCGUAAGCUUUCCGGUGGAGAUUUUUUAUCUUUGAAAAGAAUUAGAGAUCAACUUCCUCCGGAACUUGUUGAGUCUUAUGACAAAUUCCAAGAGCAAGUGGACAAGUAUUUGAAGCCGAUGAAAGCUAGAAAAGAGUUGGAGGAAAGAAAAAGGAAGGUGGAAGAAGAGGAGGAACAGAAAUACACAGAAAGAACGGUCAAAGAUUUGACCCAACUAUGUAUAAAAGUUGAUACACCUGAACAACUUGUCAGAAAAACAGUUAGGUUAGCUGGGUUCACUAAUAACAUGGGUCGUCCAAGGCCAAUCAGUGCACUCAUGGCUCUUGAAGAUGUUGACAUUAUUAAAUGGUACACGGGUGUGGGAAAAAGAUGGCUUGAUUACUUCUGUUGUUCUCACAACUUUAAGAUUGUAAAAACCGUUGUAAGUUAUCAUUUGAGGUUCUCUUGUAUAUUGACUUUAGCAGAAAAACAUGAAUCGACUAAACGUGAAGCUAUGAAACAUUACACUAAAGAUUUGAGAGUUUUUGAUGUUGAUGGAAAUGAGGAGUUUCAUUUUCCUACCGAAAGGGAAAUCAAGAUGAUGGGUGAUAAAAGUCUUGCAGACCCAAAGCCCGUUGAUGGAACUUUGACGAUGAUAUUAAUAAGAUUGGCUUCUGAGGAGAACUUGUAUCGAUGUGGUGCUCAUUUCUGUCAAAGAUCUGAUACAACUGUGUAUCGUAUACGGUUGUUGCAAAAAGAUUUGAACUUGAAUUUGUCAGAUGUGAAAUCAUGGGUUUCCGGGAUGGGUGGUGUUCAUGGGUAUUUUGACAGGAAGUGUGUUCCUUUAUGUCUGGACCAUAUAAGUCAGCUUUAUAUUGGGGCACUCACACUUCAAGAUGUUGAUUAUUCGAGUUUACUACAUAUUUGACUGCAGAUUUGAGAAUAGAAAUGGAAGGCACUUGAUAUCGUGAGUAUUCAGCCACAACUUUUCGAGUGUGAAACUGAACAGGUUGGUGUCCCCAUAUGCGCUAAAAAUAUUGUGGAAUCCCGUUUGCUGAUAAGCAAAUAAGACAUGGCUGAAGAACCUCAAUAUUCUUAUUCAGAUCAACCUGAUGUUGGUAGUCAGAGUCGAGAAAUGACGUAGACUACAUCGUUGCCAUUAUAGUUGAUGGGUCCAGGAAUCGGGAAUCUGAAGACGAAUUAUGUAAGAGGCAUGGAAAAGAUAGUUGAAAAGUUAUGUUUGACUUUCAUAUAAAUUGGUUUGACCCGACAAUUCAAAAAGACUCAUGACCCAUAAAUUCAUAUUGUAGAUGUAUUCAAAUAUAACUUUUCAAUAGUUUUAUAACGGAUAUAAACAUAUCUAUCUUUGUUCA